CUGCUCGGAUUCUUAUACUCACCACCGCUCACAUCCCGAACCAUUAAUCGGUUUAGCCAUUUUAGUAAGUGCCAUUCAUAGGUCAAGGUGUUAGUCUGUCGGUCUUGUCAGGAUUGCGUUCGAGUCAAGAAUCGUUAGUCGUUGAAAUUUUGCAAAAUUCCUGUUCGAGCUAUGCCAAAGUUGUGGUUCAUCAUAGUUUCCGUAAUUCUGUUACAUUUGGAUCCUUGUUUGAGCGCAGAUGGACACUGCAUAACUUCGAAGGCUGAAUCAGGAAAAUGUGUCCACAUAGACCGAUGCCCUGAGCUUAAAAAACUAGCGUACAGCCCAACUAUUUCGGCGGCAGAGCGAAACCUACUCAGAAUAAGUAUUUGCGGUGAACAAAUGGUUUGCUGUGCGGAUCCUCUAUCACCGGCGGAAAACCCGAUCAUCAAAAUGAAUUUGGAUGUAUCGUCGGAAGACUACAGGAUGCAGCUACCGGAUCCAGAUGAUUGUGGCGUAAAUCCUCCCGCAGAUCGCAUUUAUGGUGGUGAUAUUACGGCUUUGGAUCAGUUCAUGUGGACGGUGGCCCUAGAAUUCGAUGUAAGAGGGAUCCGAUCCGUUAAAUGUGGCGGUACCUUGAUCAACUAUCGAUACGUCCUUACAGCGGCACAUUGCGUCAAGUUUGUGAAGCCAGAAAACCUCAUUGCGCUCAUUGGUGAAUACAACUUGACGAGCAAUCCGGAUUGCGACGAGUACAACAACUGCAACCCGAAGGUUUUACGAGCCCAGAUUCAAACCAUAACGAUUCAUCCGGAAUACCGAAACAGGCAGAAAGCUGACAUAGCCCUGCUUAAAUUGCGCCAACCGUUGCCCGAAAAAUAUACGAAAAUUAUAAAUCCCAUCUGUUUGCCUCAUUCUGAAGCUUUGCGACGAAAUCUUUUCACGCAUCAUAACGCCAGCGUCGUCGGCUGGGGUGGUCAUGAGGAUGGUAUCAGCAGCGAGGUAAAAAAAUAUGCAAGUUUAGUAAUAACAACCUUGGACAGCUGUAAAAAACAAUACGCGAAUUUGUACGAUACUCGAAAGUUGACCGACAAUCAUCUGUGUGCGAGAUCAGUUACCGAUGGAUUUGAAGACGCAUGCAAGGGAGAUUCGGGGGGUCCCUUGAUGGUUAACUAUGGAGGAAAUUGGUUUUUGGUAGGAAUUGUGAGCUUCGGGACAGAAUGCGGAAUUGGCAAAAUACCAGGUAUCUACACCAGAGUUUCCAGCUUUAUGUCUUGGAUUGAGGAGAAUUUGGUGGAAUGAAUUGAAAGCAGGAAACAGAAUUCAAAUAGGUAUACCAUUUAGUUUCAUAAAAACAUUACAUAAUAA
Messenger RNA from Uranotaenia lowii, 1347 nucleotides. RefSeq names its product melanization protease 1-like. Gene Ontology annotation, biological process: proteolysis. NCBI's taxonomy places the organism in Eukaryota, Metazoa, Arthropoda, Insecta, Diptera, Culicidae. The record is from RefSeq and is a predicted model, not a curated record. Bases 172 to 1281 code for a protein of 369 amino acids. The transcript is spliced from 5 exons. Gene Ontology annotation, molecular function: serine-type endopeptidase activity.